GAUGGAAGAACAAGAAGAAGCAACGGGCUUUGAAAUCGUACCAAAAGUCGUAGGAGAUGAAGAUGUUCUACGAUUCAUGGAUUCGACGGAUAGCUAUUUGACUCUGCUAGAUUCCUUAUCUUCUACCCUUCGCCAGGGAUGGCUGGAUUUAGCGAUUGCUCGGCAGUCGAUGGGGGCUUCACGAAUAAAUGGGGCUUUAUUGGACCAUAAAUUACACUCCGCUGCCACUUCAGUUCAAGUAGAUCAAGAAGAUGUUGAUUCUAUGGAGGCUCAACCGCGCUUUAUCUUGCGUAAAUGGGCAUCAGUGGCUGAUGGAAAACAGUGUUACGAGGAGCAGAAAUUGGGAGAGGAUAAGUUGCCAGGGAAAUCUGGCAGUUUACAGCUCCGACAUCGCGGCGAUUCCCAGCUUUCUGAAGAAAAAACCUCCGAGAGUGGAGCUCAACUUGACGUUGAUGACCAAGUUCAAAAGGAGCGAGCCAAAUUACUGUCUAUGUUUGGGACUCUGAUUUCCCCAAAGCUUCGAGCUGCCCAGUUGUCGUUUGAGACAGCGCUGGAGACACUUGUAAAAAUAGCAAACAUGCGAUCCGCAAUGCUAUCCUCUUAUGAUAGAGUCCGCAAAGAACUAGAUCACCAAAAGGAUGACAUGGUGUCUGUUCCUUCAGCAGAUUUGGUGAUCAGACUCGUAGCUUGUGUUUCUGCAGGUCGUCUAUGAUGUUGAAAGAUGUGCAACUAAGGGAUUCUUUGGGUUGCCAAUAGAUGUGUGAUUAAAGGAUGCAAUUGCCCAGGUAAUGACCACUAAGGAUCAUAGAUGCGGGUCUUUCAAGAAGAAAGCACCAAAGAGAGGAGCUGGAGAAUCCUAUUGGAGCUUCCUUCCAAUUUGAUGCAGAAUUGAAUUCUUUGCUCUUCAUCCAUUGUGGCUUCUUUUACACCCAUAUUUUACCAUUUUGUAGUUGAGCUCAAUAAUCUCACAAUUUUGUUUCUUUGUUUUUUUUUCUUUUUAAUGGAUUUAUUGUCUGAGAAAUCUGGCCACGUCAUGUGAGAAUUUCUGCCCAGAAAUCACUUGUAUCAUAUCUAAUGCACCCUUAUCUCUCUCGUCGUUCCCUCUA
Molecule: messenger RNA, 1106 nt
Organism: Populus nigra (black poplar)
Lineage: Eukaryota; Viridiplantae; Streptophyta; Magnoliopsida; Malpighiales; Salicaceae
Exons: 7
Coding region: 2-712 (236 amino acids)
Biological process (GO): vacuolar proton-transporting V-type ATPase complex assembly
Cellular component (GO): extrinsic component of endoplasmic reticulum membrane
Source: RefSeq, a predicted model, not a curated record